Molecule: messenger RNA, 1599 nt
Organism: Rhinocladiella mackenziei CBS 650.93
Lineage: Eukaryota; Fungi; Ascomycota; Eurotiomycetes; Chaetothyriales; Herpotrichiellaceae
Product: dihydropyrimidinase
Exons: 3
Coding region: 1-1599 (532 amino acids)
Molecular function (GO): hydrolase activity, acting on carbon-nitrogen (but not peptide) bonds
Source: RefSeq, a predicted model, not a curated record
AUGGACCUCGAUCUGAUUGUAAAGAACGCGACGAUUGUCACGGCCGCAGAGAUCCUUCAACCAGGGCUUUCAAUCGGUGUGAAAUCGGGCAAAAUCAUCGCAAUCGCUCUAGACUUAAUCGCCGGCCCUCAUACCAAAGUCAUCGACGCGGAAGGCGCCUACGUGACUCCCGGUGGCGUCGAUUCUCACGUUCAUCUGCACCAAGACAAUGCUCCAACCGGCGACAAAUGGCUUUCUGGAUCACGCUCUGCACUGGCUGGCGGAAACACCACGAUUCUGGCAUUUGCCUCGCAGAAACGGACGGACGAGUCCUUAUUUCCCGUUCUGGAAGAAUACCACAAUCGCUCCAGAGGACAAAGUUACGUCGACUAUGGAUUCCACUUCAUUCUGACCCGGCCCAGCGAGACAAUUCUCCAGGAGGAACUGAAGGCCAUGGUCGAGCAGGAGGGCAUCACCAGUGUGAAGCUCUAUAUGACCUAUCCAGCCAUGAAACUGGGCGAUAUCGACAUGUUAGAGAUCAUGAUGCGAGCCAGGAAACUAGGGAUGUCCACCAUGAUUCAUGCCGAGAACAGUGACAUGAUUGACCUGAUAACCACCCGUCUUCUCAAAAGCUCUCAUACGCUUCCCAAAUACCAUGCCAUCGCGCGCCCUCAGAUCGCUGAAUCCGAAGCAACCCAUCGCGCCAUAUCCCUGUCCACUCUGACCUCUACACCCAUUCUGAUUGUGCAUAUGUCCUCGUCCGUUGCGCUCUCUCACGCUCGGAAGGCCCAGUCCAAAGCUCUCUUACCUGUCCACGCCGAAACAUGCCCUCAUUAUAUGUAUCUGCUCUCCUCAAACCUUGCUGCGACCAGUAUUUCUCACACCGACGAACACGGCCACACCCACUCGACCGAGGACAAAUGGGCUGGGUCACGCCAUGUAUGCGCUCCUCCCCUGCGCCAUUCCGAGUCCGACUUGCAGAGUGUUUGGGAUAGUGUGAACAACGGCACCAUCACCGUCAUCUCCUCCGACCACGCGCCCACACUCUACAAUUCCCCUGCGGGCAAAAGGAAGCCUCUUGCCGAUGCCCAAGUCACCAACUCCGUGCCGACUUUUGCGCAGAUCCCGAAUGGUUUACCGGGAUUGGAAACACGACUUCCGAUUCUUUUUUCUGCAGCUACUUCCCCUUUUGCUCCUGAGGGUCGGACACUCUCACUUCCGAGAUUCGUCGAACUGACAUCGUUCAAUCCGGCCAAAAUGUACGGUCUCGGCGGAGAAAAGGGCAGUAUCGCGCCCGGCUACGAUGCGGACCUGGUUAUUUGGUACCCAUCCGGCCACCCGGACGCAGAGACGACGAUCACGAACGGUAUCUUGCAUCAUAGUAUCGAUUACACGCCAUUUGAGGGCAUGAAGGUGUGUAAUUGGCCCAGGUACGUGUUGUUGCGGGGCGAUGUCAAAUGGGAUCGCAAUGUGGAAUUACGAGACGGGCAUGGGAAAGGAAUUUUAGGACAGCAAACGGAUGGGAGAUUCUUGAAAAGAGGGAAAGGAAAUGUCCUAAUGGGGAGGGUCGGGAAGACGCCAGCGGGGAUGUUGGAAGGGGAGAGGGAGACGUGGAUGUAA